Molecule: messenger RNA, 945 nt
Organism: Gasterosteus aculeatus aculeatus (three-spined stickleback)
Lineage: Eukaryota; Metazoa; Chordata; Actinopteri; Perciformes; Gasterosteidae
Product: splicing factor U2AF 35 kDa subunit
Biological process (GO): mRNA splicing, via spliceosome
Cellular component (GO): U2AF complex
Molecular function (GO): metal ion binding; RNA binding
Source: RefSeq, a predicted model, not a curated record
AGUGACGUCAAAGUAGUGCGACUGCGCAAUCGCACCACCUUUACGUCAUGACGUGAAUCUCUGCCUCUCCUACGAGCCGAAAAUGGCGGAGUAUCUGGCAUCCAUUUUCGGCACAGAGAAAGACAAGGUCAAUUGUUCUUUUUAUUUUAAAAUCGGCGCUUGCAGACAUGGAGACCGCUGCUCGCGAUUGCAUAACAAACCGACCUUCAGCCAGACCAUCUUGAUUCAGAACAUCUACCGUAACCCCCAGAACAGCGCACAGACGGCCGACGCUUCACGCUGUGCCGUCAGCGAUGUGGAAAUGCAGGAGCACUACGACGAGUUCUUUGAGGAGGUGUUCACAGAGAUGGAGGAGAAGUAUGGCGAGGUGGAGGAGAUGAACGUGUGCGAUAACUUGGGCGACCACCUUGUCGGGAACGUCUACGUUAAGUUCCGUCGUGAGGAGGAUGCAGAGAAGGCCGUCAUGGACCUGAAUAAUCGCUGGUUCAACGCCCAACCCAUCCACGCAGAGCUCUCCCCCGUCACUGACUUCAGGGAAGCGUGCUGCCGCCAGUAUGAGAUGGGAGAGUGCACCCGAGGGGGCUUCUGCAACUUCAUGCACCUGAAGCCCAUCUCGCGGGAACUACGAAGGGAGCUGUACGGCCGCCGCAAGAAAGGGAACGGCUCGGAGUCGCGCUCCCGGGAAAGACGCUCCCGUUCGAGGGACCGACGGCGGGAGCGCGAGAGGCCGAGAAGGUCGAGGGACCGAGAGCGCUCUGGAAGGUUCUGAAUUGAUCCACGACCGACCCACACGAUGUCCUACCGAACCCCCCCCUCCCGACCCCGGCAGUGAUAACAAACGUAUUUUCUUUAUUGUUAAAUCGUUGACAGUGUUUUUCUUUUAUUCCCUUUUUUUAAGACGAGCUUGUGUCGCUUUCUCAAUAAAAACAGAUUUGUAAUUCUCCA